Messenger RNA from Heterobasidion irregulare TC 32-1, 2829 nucleotides. RefSeq lists its product as uncharacterized. Gene Ontology annotation, cellular component: COG complex. The record is from RefSeq and is a predicted model, not a curated record. The transcript has a single exon. Gene Ontology annotation, biological process: Golgi organization; intracellular protein transport; retrograde vesicle-mediated transport, Golgi to endoplasmic reticulum. The coding region runs from base 1 to 2697 and encodes 898 amino acids. Lineage: Eukaryota; Fungi; Basidiomycota; Agaricomycetes; Russulales; Bondarzewiaceae.
AUGUCAGGUGAAACACAGUUGCUUUCUCCGGAUUUUUUAGACAGCCUGGGGACUCUGGCUGAUGACGAUGACGUCGUCGAAUGGAUUAACGGGCUCCUGGAUGAGAAAGACGAGCAGGGCUUGGGAAACCCUGAUCUCAACUCACUCGACCGAUAUGUCUCUCGAUUGAUUCCCUCCCUUGACGUGGCCAGCGAGGAUGUCUCCUCGAAUCUAGAGAGACUCAUUGACGAGAUCUCACGAUCGACCUCGCGUCUUUCGUACGACCUUCAUUUCAUGCGAGAUGGCGCAACUUCCCUCCAAGACGCGCUGAGUGACCUUGCGGAGCGUUCAAACACCUCUGUAUCAAGAGGCACUUCCGAGGCGCUCGACCGACUGCAUUCUCUAGACAUUAUAAAGUCCCACAUGAUCACGGCCAGAGAUGUCCUGCGAGAAGCAGAGAGCUGGAGCACCCUAGAAUCCGAGGUUUUGUCUCUGCUUACAGAACAGAAUUAUGAAAAGGCCGCCGAGAAGCUUUCCGAGGCUAACAAAAGCAUGGUCGUCUUUGAAAACACUUCCGAUUACGACCACCGCCGCACGCUCAUGAUCAGCCUUCAGAAUCAGCUCGAAGCCUCUCUCAGCUCUGCCCUUAUAGCCGCUAUCAACAGCCAGGACGUCGCUGUAUGCAGAAAUUACUAUGCAAUAUUCUGUAACAUUCAGCGCGACCUGGAGUUUCGAACUUACUAUUAUGGGUCGCGCAGAAGUUCCUUGGUCACAACGUGGCAAAAUGCUCGGUACGAAGGAUCUCACCCACCUCCCUCGCCAAGCUCUCCGGAGCAGUCGUUCUCCGCGUUUCUCUCCGCAUUCUUUUCAACGUUCAUAUCGAUUUUGAAUGCCGAGCGGACAUCUGUUUCCGCUAUUUUCCCUGAUCCUCAGGCAACGAUGGCGAACUUUGUUACUUCAACUCUUGCGGCUCUUCAACCGACAUUUUCUGAGCGACUGGCCUCGAUGUCGAUUCAUCACGGUGCAUCCGCUUUACUGGAAUUAAUUGAGGCUUUCAAGGCGACAGAACAGUUUGCCAUUGCGUCCGGGAAGAUAUUGCAAAGAGCAGAGUAUACUGGACCUCCAAUACGAACCAUGUCUGGAGACGCCAAAGACAUCGGCAUGGCUCACAAAUCUCAUUCACGAUGGCGAUCCACACGACUGUCGAUAUCUCAGCGGAUGAAUCCCACCACUUCAUCUGCAGGGGAGUCGAAGAAUUCGAUUGCAUCCACGACGGCCCUCGACUGGGAUCAAGAAGUUCUCGAACCAUUCCUUGAAUUCCAGGUUGAAUAUGGCGGUCUGGAAGGGCGUUUUCUAAGCGCAGCGUUGCAGAACAUCAUGCACACCGACGAUACUAGAACUGACACGUCCGUUGACCAUGCCCGUUUGCUGAAGGAGCGAUCAGUCGACGUCUUCAGCCUAGCCGAAGAAAGCCUGGGAAGAGUUCUUUCGUUCACCCAUGGGUUCGGGGCCGUGGGCCUUCUGCAAGCCCUGGAGAAUCUAUUCCGAAAGUUCAUCGAUUCCUCCAAGAGUCAGUUCUCCGAGCAGUCUUUUGUAUCGCAGAGAUCGUUCUCGACACCCAACUCUAGCGAUGACCUCGCUGAUCUAGAUUACACAUCGGAGGAUUGGACUCGCAUUCAAAUGUGGCUCCACCUUCUUGGUGCCCUCCGUGUUGUCCUCGACCGGAUGACUGUCUUUGAGUCCAAGCUCUAUUCUGUUCUUCUUCAGGUUUCGACUACGAUCCGGUCCUUAUCUCACGACUUGGCGAGUGCUUAUAUCCCAGGCACUACCAAAGGCGAAGUCCACCUCCUCACCCAGUCGGUGCUCAACUCUGCCAAGCUGCACGCACUUCUCCAGGAAGUCGACCCAGAAAGCCAAAUAUACGACCCCUCCGUUCCCAAACGCUCGCACUCGAUUCGGCAACGAGUUUCGCUCCUCCCAAACGCCCUCGCAUCCCUCACCGAGUUCAGCACCUUCUGCCAGACGUCUCUGCAGCACGCGAUGCUGUCGCCUCUGCGCAAGCACCUCUCCAACUACUCCGCUUCUCCCCUCUGGACUGCGUCGUCCGAUCCGCGAACAAAGCGCUCCGGCGCCACGGCCACGAGCGACGCCCAGGUCCCCGUGUUCUCCCUCUCCCCGACCGAGACCAUCCAGCGCGUCGCAGAAGGGCUCCUCAAUCUCCCCAGGCUGUUCGAAGUCUACGCAGACGACGACGUCCUCUCCUUCUCCAUCGACACGCUUCCGUUCGUGGACAAGGACCUCAUCGCGGCGCUUUCGGAGCAAGCUGCGGGCGACGCGCGGCUCACGCAUCCGCGCCGCCAGUCGAUGUCGCUAAAGAACCAAGCUCUGCCGCCGAAGCCAGCGCCAGAAUUCUCGCCCGAAGCGAUCGCCUCCAUUUGGCUCUCGUCGCUCGGGCUCUCGCUGCUGUCUCAUCUGACAACUGCGAUCUUGCCGAGGAUACCCUUCCUUACGUCCGCGGGCGCGGCGCAGCUCAGCUCGGACCUGGAAUACCUCACUAACAUCGUGAGCUCGCUUAACGUCGCGAGCGAGGAGCUGGAAACGUGGCGGGAGUAUAUCCGGCUCGGAGACGAGGAUGGCCCGCAACGAGGCGCAGAUGUUGGUUCGAACAACGCCAUCUUCGCCCAAGUCGCGCGGAUGAGAGGCUGGUCUAUUGCUUAGUUGCAGUCCAUAGCACUACGAAAACUAAUUAUGUGUGUAUCAACUACUUACUGUGCCUCGCGCGCACUUCGUCGCCGACGAACCCACUACCACAAGCUCGUAGAUUAUCAAAAAAAAAAUUGAUACAGCACG